GACACUAUCAACCACUUUGAUGUCAAACACACAGAAAAUUACAUAACUGUCAAAAUGCAUUAACUUUUUUAAAUGCACAUUGUAAAUAGUUAACAAGUAUUAACAAUUUGUUUAAUUACCGAUUAUUUGAAAUAUUAAAAUCCUCAUAAGUUUAAACAUAUUUUAAUUAUGAAUGCCUUAUUAUUCCAUAACUGCAACUUAAGAAACUUUGGAAGAUUAAAAUCAGUGCUGAGCCCCUAUAGAACUAAAAAUUCAAAUCUAUUGCAUUUCAAGAGACAUUGUACAAAUACCAGUACAAAUUCAUCUAAAUGUUUGGACUCCACAAAAGGUGCUUCAUUAAUCCAAAAAAUUGGCAUUGGACUAUCAAUAUCUGGAGGCCUCUUUAGUUUUUCGUUAUACAAUAAUAAUGUAGUUCUGUGCAAAUCAAGAAUUAGUCAAAAUAGAUUGGCAGGUUACAGGACUAUGAGUGAUAAAGAUGCCAAAUUUGACUGGCAAAAGUUUUGGUCCUAUUUGGAGCCACAUACAUGGUAUUUACUUGCUGCGAUUCUCGGAACCCUUAUAGUGGCAAUUUUAAAUAUUCAAAUUCCUAGAAUGAUGGGUGAAGUUAUCAAUGUGGUAGCAAAGUAUUCUAAUGAUUUAGCUGGUCAUAAUAAAUUCUUUCAAGAUAUGAAAAUACCUGCUUUUAAAUUAAUUAUAAUGUAUAUUGCUCAGUCUACAUUCACAUUCUUUUAUAUAUUCAUGCUCUCCAAAAUUGGUGAAAAUGUUGCAUUGAAAAUGAGGACUGAUUUAUUUAAUUCAAUUUUAAAACAAGAUAUUGCAUUCUUUGAUGAGCAAAGAACAGGAGAAUUAGUUAAUAGACUAACAGCUGAUAUUCAGGAUUUUAAAAGUAGUUUUAAACAAAUUAUUUCUGGAGGAUUAAGGGCAGUGACUCAAAUACUGGGCUGUGCUGCUUCAUUAAUUAUCAUUUCUCCUCAUAUGACAUUCAUUACUUUGCUUUGUGUACCAUCGGUUAUUGCUGCAGGAACCUUUAUUGGAUCAAAGUUAAGAAAUACUUCAAGAACAGCACAAAAUCAGAUAGAAAAAGCAACUGCAAUUGCUGAUGAAGCAAUUAGUAAUAUUCGUACAGUGAGGGCAUUUGCUAUGGAAGACCAGGAAAAUGAAUUAUUCAGAAAAGAAGCAGAAACUGCAAUGGUCUAUAAUGAACAGCUCGGUUUUGGUAUUGGUCUCUUUCAAGCCGGCACAAACCUUUUUUUAAAUGGUAUGGUUUUAUCAACCCUUUAUAUGGGUGGUUAUUUGUUAUCAACAAAUCAAUUAAGUGCUGGAGACCUGAUGGCUUAUUUAAUGGCAACUCAAACAAUUCAACGCUCUCUUGCACAAAUUUCCCUUUUGUUUGGAUCGGUUAUUAGAGGAUUAUCGGCAGGUAGUCGAGUUUUUCAGUAUAUCAAUUUGGAACCAAAUAUGCGUCUUCGCGGAGGCGUUGUUUUGCCAACUGAGGAAAUAAAGGGAGAAAUACAAUUUAAAAAUGUUACAUUUUCAUAUCCAACGCGUCCCGAUCAGAAAAUUCUUCACAAAUUCAAUCUUAUGAUAUCGUCUGGGAAAACAGUGGCCAUUGUAGGUUCUUCUGGUAAUGGGAAAUCUACAAUUGUUGCACUUUUAGAAAGAUUUUAUGACACUGAUGGAGGUAUCAUUACCUUAGAUGGACAUGACUUAAAAUCUCUCGAUCCUUCUUGGUUAAGAGGUAAUGUAUUAGGAUUAAUAAGUCAAGAACCUGUUCUUUUUGGGACUACAAUAUUAGAAAAUAUUCGCUAUGGAAAACCGGAUGCUUCAGAUGAGCAAGUUGAAGAAGCUGCAAAACUAGCGAACGCUCACAACUUCAUUAAAGGAUUUCCAGACGCUUAUAACACUAUUGUUGGUGAAAGAGGCAUCGCUUUAUCGGGAGGUCAGAAACAAAGAGUUGCAAUUGCUCGAGCUCUCUUGAAAAAUCCGUCGGUUCUUUUACUUGAUGAAGCAACCAGUGCAUUAGAUACUGAAUCAGAAAAAGUAGUGCAAACUGCUUUAGAACAAGCUGCCAAAGGAAGAACAGUACUUGUUAUAGCACAUCGCUUAUCCACUAUUCAAAAUGCAGAUAUAAUAGUAGUUUUACACAAAGGUCGAAUUGUAGAGAUGGGAACUCAUGAAGAAUUGAAGAAUUUGAAAGGAUACUACUGGGCAUUGAACUUCCAACAGCAUGAAGACCCUCCUGCUGGUUGAUAAUAUUUCUUUAUGGGUACUGUACCUGUUAAUUAAAUAAUUGAAUAAAAUUGACGAAGUAUCUUAUUAGACCUAACAGAAUUAUGUUUGCCAUGCAUCACAAAAUUAUAAUACCUAUAUUGUAUACGCAUAUAUAAUAAUAAAACUUUAAAAAUAA
Messenger RNA from Agrilus planipennis (emerald ash borer), 2407 nucleotides. RefSeq names its product ATP-binding cassette sub-family B member 8, mitochondrial. Gene Ontology annotation, biological process: transmembrane transport. NCBI's taxonomy places the organism in Eukaryota, Metazoa, Arthropoda, Insecta, Coleoptera, Buprestidae. The transcript has 13 exons. Bases 169 to 2250 code for a protein of 693 amino acids. Gene Ontology annotation, molecular function: ABC-type oligopeptide transporter activity; ATP hydrolysis activity; ATP binding. The record is from RefSeq and is a predicted model, not a curated record. Gene Ontology annotation, cellular component: membrane.